This is a messenger RNA of Loxodonta africana (African savanna elephant), 1360 nucleotides long. RefSeq names its product RAB4A, member RAS oncogene family (gene RAB4A). NCBI's taxonomy places the organism in Eukaryota, Metazoa, Chordata, Mammalia, Proboscidea, Elephantidae. Gene Ontology annotation, cellular component: insulin-responsive compartment; plasma membrane; postsynaptic recycling endosome. The record is from RefSeq and is a predicted model, not a curated record. Gene Ontology annotation, molecular function: GTP binding; GTPase activity. The transcript has 8 exons. Gene Ontology annotation, biological process: regulation of endocytosis; vesicle-mediated transport; Rab protein signal transduction. Bases 83 to 739 code for a protein of 218 amino acids.
AGCGAGCGACCCCGGCCCCCCUCGCCCGCUGGCCGGCCCGCGCUGCAGCCGGUGACCCGGGGAGAGGCGGCGCCGCUCCAAGAUGUCGCAGACGGCCAUGUCCGAGACCUACGAUUUUUUGUUUAAGUUCUUGGUUAUUGGAAAUGCAGGAACUGGCAAGUCUUGCUUACUUCAUCAGUUUAUUGAAAAAAAAUUCAAAGAUGACUCAAAUCAUACAAUAGGAGUGGAAUUUGGUUCAAAGAUAAUAAAUGUUGGCGGUAAAUAUGUAAAGUUACAGAUAUGGGAUACGGCAGGACAAGAGCGAUUCAGGUCUGUGACGAGAAGUUACUACAGAGGUGCAGCCGGGGCCCUCCUUGUCUAUGACAUCACCAGCCGAGAAACCUACAAUGCGCUUACUAAUUGGUUAACAGAUGCCAGAAUGCUAGCAAGUCAAAACAUCGUGGUCAUCCUGUGUGGAAACAAGAAGGAUCUGGACGUAGAUCGAGAAGUCACAUUCUUAGAAGCCUCCAGAUUCGCUCAAGAAAAUGAGCUGAUGUUUCUGGAAACAAGUGCGCUGACAGGAGAGAACGUAGAAGAGGCCUUUGUGCAGUGCGCCAGAAAAAUACUUAACAAAAUUGAGUCAGGUGAACUGGAUCCAGAAAGAAUGGGCUCAGGUAUCCAGUAUGGAGAUGCUGCCUUGAGACAGCUCAGGUCCCCGCGCCGAGCACAGGCCCAGAGUGCGCAGGAAUGUGGUUGUUAAAAAUCAGCACUGGGGCAGAUGAGGUGUACAUACUGUGGUAUUUGGGACACAAUUCUUGGAGCUUGAAGAAUCUGAAGCUUUUUACCACCAUCUUUUUCUACUCUAUACAGAAGUAGAUCUUUGUGGGGAAAAAAAAUAAUUGGGGUAUUAUGGAAGCUAGUAGUCAUGGCACAGCAAACUACAUAAUAAAUCUAACUCAGUGGACAGUACCAGUAAACGUACACAUGUAUGUAAAAAUUUUCUCUUCCACAUUUUCCCUUGCACCUUCCGCUUGAAACGUGGCUAUGGACUGUAUGUAUUCUAGCCCACAGCAUGUCUCCACAGCAUGGUGUAUGGUGUAUGAUAUAAUGGAAUGUAGCACUAAAGGCAGUUUAAUAUUUUUUUUAAUCAUAUGAACUAAAAUUUGUUAAUUGUGAGGCGUGCUUUUAUCAUCAUGUCAAUUCUAUUGCACAAUUGGUUAUUCUUAUGACCUGAUAUUCAAAGAUUCUGGCAUUGAUGGCCGGCGCAUUUCUUAUUUAAUCCUGUUUACCACAUUCUACAUGGUGUUUACUUGAAAUACUAGAUCAGUAGUUAUUCACUAACUACCAAAAUAAAAUGAGAAAUGGAGUUUUUUUCAAUUAA